This is a messenger RNA of Exophiala spinifera, 1398 nucleotides long. Its product is annotated as uridine kinase. The transcript has a single exon. Gene Ontology annotation, molecular function: ATP binding; kinase activity. Gene Ontology annotation, cellular component: cytoplasm. Bases 1 to 1398 code for a protein of 465 amino acids. Lineage: Eukaryota; Fungi; Ascomycota; Eurotiomycetes; Chaetothyriales; Herpotrichiellaceae. The record is from RefSeq and is a predicted model, not a curated record.
AUGUCGGAAGUAGUGGAUCUGCUAAAGCUUUCAACCGUAACAUCGGCACAAAAGGCGACGGAGGCAUCCCUCCAAACUGCACACUACUCUCCACCAUGGGCUGAUGUGAGUAUUAUUGGAGUGGCAGGAUCGUCAGGGUCAGGUAAAACCAGCCUGGCCAUAGAGAUCAUCAAGUCACUCAACCUGCCUUGGGUCAUCCUCCUGUCCAUCGAUUCAUUCUAUAAAUCUCUGACACCUGAGCAAAAUGCACUGGCGCAUCUCAACGAAUACGACCUAGACUCCCCAGGAUCUAUCGAUUUUGACCUCUUGGUGGAGAAGCUUCACGACUUGAAGCAGGGGAAGAGGACCGACAUCCCUAUCUAUUCAUUCGAACAGCACCAGCGUUUAGACAAGACCGUGUCGAUAUACUCCCCGCACGUCAUCAUCCUGGAGGGAAUUCUUGCUCUGAACGACCCCAGAGUACUGGAUCUGUUGGACAUGAAGAUUUACGUGGAAGCGGAUCCGGAUGUCUGCCUUUCACGCCGAAUUGUCCGGGAUGUGAGGGAACGAGGUCGGACCAUCGAGGGCACCAUCAAACAGUGGUUCGGUUUCGUCAAACCCGUCUUUCAACGCUAUGUGGAACCACAACGAAAUGUUGCGGAUUUGAUAGUUCCACGAGGAAUGAAGAACACGAUGGCCAUCCAGAUGAUUGUCAAUCAAGUCCGGCAGCUCUUGAAAGAAAAGUCAUUGAAGCACAACGCCGAAUUGGAGAGAUUGGGAGAGCAACUUGAAGACUUUGCUCUCUCGGAGAAUGCUAUAAUCCUCGAGGGUAAACCGCAGAUUACCGGCGUUUCAACCAUAUUGCGCAACCCCAUCACCUCCCACCUCGACUUUGUUUUUUACUUUGACAGGCUCACAGCCCUCUUGAUUGAGAAAGCCCUGGAUUGCCACAACUACAUUUCCACCGAUGUCACAACACCGCAAGGAUACACCUACAGCGGACUGAAGCCAAAGGGCAAAGUUUCUGCUGUUGUUGUGCUGCGAGGUGGAAGCUGCAUGGAGACUGGAUUGAAGCGGACUAUUCCUGACUGCUUGACCGGGCGACUUCUCAUCCAGUCAAAUUAUCGGACUGGUGAGCCACAGUUACACUACCUGAAGCUAUUUCCGGAUAUUCAGGAGCAUGAAACAGUAAUGUUGCUGGAUCCUCAGAUGUCGAGCGGAGGAGCCGCUCUUAUGGCCGUUAAGGUCCUGGUUGAUCAUGGUGUCUGCGAGGCAAGGAUCGUCUUUGUCACUUUCAUGGCGGGAAGGAGAGGACUGAAAAGACUGCUAUCGGUGUUUCCCAAGAUAAAGGUGGUCGCUGCAAAUGUCGUCGAAGACGGUGAGAAGAGGUGGUUAGAGGAAAGAUAUUUUGGAUGUUAA